AUGGGAUACCUACAUCUGUCCCGGGGUCUUACACAAGGAGACCCAUUAUGUCCCUACCUCUUCCUCCAUGCUGAGGGUCUCUCCACCUUAUUAGCCCAUAAAGAGGUCGAGAGUCACUUACACAGUGUGGCGAUCUCCCAACAUGCUCCAUCCAUCUCUCACCCACACUUUGCUGAUGACAGUUUGCUCUAUGCUACUGCAUCAACGUCUCUUAGUGCCGCAUCAUGGACGUGCUGCGAAAAUAUGAGGAGGCAUCGGGACAAAAAGUUAACAUCAUGGACGUGCUGCAAAAUUAUGAGUGCCGCCACAUCAUGGAUCGGCAUGAUAAAUACCUUGGGCUUUCAAAGGUUGUGGGCCAUAACAAAGGUGUUUGUUUCAGCCAUAUCAAAGAGAGACUAUGGAAGAGGCUACAGGAAUGGAAGGGCAAAUUACUCAGUGUCGCGGGGCAUGAACUCCUUGUCAAAGUUGUUGCCCAAUCAAUCCCGCUAUACACGAUGUAUAGUUUCCUCCUUCCGAAGUAUUUUUGUAAUGAUUUUAACCGCUCUGUUGCUGAUUUCUGGUGGAGUGGGGCUUCAGACUCUAAGAAGAUUCAUUGGCUCACUUGGGAGAAGCUUUGCCUCCCUAAAGAAGAAAGUGGGGUCUGGGUUCAGAAAUUUAUAUGCCUUCAACCUCAGCUUCUUGGAAAAACAGGGUUGGAAGAGCAUCUACCAUGCUGCACAUUUUGUCUAUGAUCUCAUCGACGAUUCCCGAAACUGGAACGUCUCCCUGCUGAAGUUCCUCUUCUCAGACGUUGAAACCAAUUGCAUUCUCUCACUCCCUCUGAGUCUUAGAAAGCCGGACGAUUGCGACAAUAAAGGAAACUUCUCCGUAAAAAAUGCGGAUCAAGUGGCUCAGGAUUGGCUGGCCUCAUGUCGUGACAGGGCUUCUUUGUCUCCCACUCCUAACACCUUUGGAAGAAAAUAUGGGCUGCAAAUUAAGGUUCCUCACAACAAAAAUGAAGAUUGCGGUUUGGAAAAUUGGCCUGGACAUUAUCCCAACCCGGUGACUCAACUCUCAACCUCAUGCGUGAUUGUGCUUUCGCUCGAUGUGUCUGGCUUGCCUCUCCUAUUGGCCACCCACCCCGUCUUGCGACUCAAUCAACGAUUCUCGAGUGGAGUUCCAGCUGUUCCCCACAUUUAA
Molecule: messenger RNA, 1179 nt
Organism: Pyrus x bretschneideri (Chinese white pear)
Lineage: Eukaryota; Viridiplantae; Streptophyta; Magnoliopsida; Rosales; Rosaceae
Exons: 3
Coding region: 1-1179 (392 amino acids)
Source: RefSeq, a predicted model, not a curated record